Messenger RNA from Arachis ipaensis, 3299 nucleotides. The record is from RefSeq and is a predicted model, not a curated record. NCBI's taxonomy places the organism in Eukaryota, Viridiplantae, Streptophyta, Magnoliopsida, Fabales, Fabaceae.
GGUUGGAGCCACUGUCCUUUGGCUCAACCCCUGUUUCUGCUGCUGUUUACGCUAGCUCAGCCACUGCCGCCCCAAGCGGUUUCGGUUUUCUUCUAAUUUCGACGCUCGGAGGAGCAAUAGGAGCAUGCCACUUGGGAGCCAUUCAAGGAGUCACCCCCCAAAAUGUCAACAUCUUAAAGCUAGUCGUAUUUUUGAAAGGUUGGGCAUUGCACUUUCUUCUUCAAUGGCUAAACAAAAUCUUAGACAAGCUAUUGAUUUUUUGUAUUCUCGCGGCCUUGCUACUUCUGAUUCCUAUACGCGCCAUGUCCUUCACUGCGUUCGAGCAAAUGACUUUGUUCAAGCCAAGAGAUUGCAGUCUCACAUGCAACUUCACCUUUUCCAACCCAAAGACUCCUUCAUCCACAACCAGCUUCUCCAUUUGUUUGCCAAAUGCGGCAAACUCUCCUAUGCACGAGACCUGUUUGAUAAUAUGACCCACAGAGAUGUUUAUUCUUGGAAUGCCUUGCUUUCUGCUUAUGCUAAGUUGGGUUUGGUUGAGGAUUUGUGCACUGUCUUUGAUCAAAUGCCUGUUCGUGAUUCCGUUUCUUAUAACACCUUGAUUGCUUGUUUUGCAACUAAUGGGCAUUCAGGCAAGGCAUUGAAGAUUUUAGUGAGGAUGCAAGAAGAUGGGUUUCAGCUCACCCAGUACUCCUAUGUGAAUGCAUUGCAAGCAUGUUCUAUGCUCUUGGAUUUGAAGCUUGGUAAGCAGAUUCACGGGAGAGUUGUUAUUAGUGGUUGUGGGGAUAACACUUUUGUAUGGAAUGCUAUCACUGGUGUCUAUGCGAAGUGUGGUGAUAUUCAUAGGGCACGGUGGUUUUUUGAUCGAAUGACACAUAAAAAUGUUGUUUCCUGGAAUCUUAUGAUCUCUGGAUAUGUCAAAUUGGGAAAUCAUGAUGAGUGCAUUCGAUUGUUUAAUAAGAUGAAGUUAUUGGGUUUGAAACCUGACCAAGUUACAGCAUCAAUUGUUAUCAAUGCUUACUUUCAGUGUGGACAUGUGGAUGAUGCAAGGAAGAUGUUCAGUGAAAUACCUAAAAAGGAUGAGAUUUGUUGGACAACAAUGAUAGUUGGUUAUGCACAGAAUGGAAGAGAAGAGGAUGCAUUGAUGUUGUUUGGCGACAUGCUCCGUAGAGACGUUAGACCUGACAGUUACACCAUUUCAAGUGUGGUCAGCUCCUGCGCCAAGCUAGCUUCUUUGUGUCAUGGUCAGGUUGUCCAUGGAAAAGUAAUAGUAAUGGGUGUUGAUCAUAGCAUGCUUGUGUCAAGUGCUCUUGUUGAUAUGUACUGCAAGUGUGGAGUUACUUUGGAUGCUUGGAACAUUUUUGGGACAAUGCAUUUUCGAAAUGUGAUUACUUGGAAUUCUAUGAUCCAUGGUUAUGCACAAAAUGGUCAACCACAUGAAGCGUUGGCUCUUUAUGAAAGGAUGCUUCAGGAAAAUAUCAAACCUGAUAGCAUUAGUUUUGUGGGUGUAUUAUCUGCUUGUAUUAAUGCUGACAUGGUCGCAAAAGGACAUGAAUAUUUUAAUUCAAUAAGUGAACAUGGGAUGACACCAACAUUGGAUCACUAUGCGUGUAUGGUCACUCUCAUUGGUCGCUCUAGCAGUGUUGAUAAAGCUGUGGAUUUGAUCAAAUGCAUGCCUAAUGAACCAGAUUACCUCAUUUGGUCCACCUUACUCUCUAUUUGUGCAAAGAAGGGUGACAUCAAGAAUGCAGAAUUGGCAGCUGGUCAUCUCUUCAAGUUGGAUCCACAUAAUGCAGGACCUUAUAUUAUGCUUUCCAACUUAUACGCUGCUUGCGGGAGAUGGGAAAAAGUAGGUGAUGUACGAUCUCUCAUGAAUAAAAACAAUGCAAAAAAGUUUGCUGCUUAUAGUUUGGUUGAAGUUGGGAUUGAAGUCCAUAAAUUUGUUUCAGAAGAUCGUAAUCAUCCAGCAGUGAAACAAAUCUAUGAUGAAUUGAACAAAUUGAUUUCAAUAUUGCAACAAAUUGGGUAUAAUCCAGAUACAAACAUUGUUCUGCAUAAUGUGGGACAGGAAGAAAAAUUUAAAUCCAUCUCAUACCACAGUGAGAAACUAGCUCUUGCUUUUGCUUUAAUCAGAAGGCCCAAUGGAAUUGCACCUAUCAGGAUCAUAAAGAAUAUACGUGUCUGUAAUGACUGCCAUAUGUUUAUGAAAUUUGCAUCAGUCCAUAUUGAAAGGACAAUCAUUCUGAGAGAUUCAAAUAAAUUCCACCAUUUCUCUGGUGGGAAGUGCUCUUGCAAGGACCAUUGGUAAAGUCUUAAUCCAGAUAAUGAUAUCCUAUGAAUUUAAUUGUUUUGAAAUCGAAUGGUGUUGGCAAUAGAAGGAAAAAUUAAAUCUUUAUGUAAACGUGGACUCAAUAGAUUGGAAUAGCUGUAUAGCACGGGAAUGCCUUUAGAAAAUUUCUUGGGACGACACAAUGUGUUGGACUAGGAAGCAAGUAUACUCUUUGAAUUCAUUAACCAAGAAUGGACCUUGAAGAAAGAGAGUCAAGAAAACUAUCAAAUCUCCAAAACUUGCUUGAUCCAGACUAGAGGUUCUUUGUGACAUGUAAAACCUGCUCGAUUCAGACUCGAGGUUCUUUGUGACAUGUGCUGUGUCUACAUGUAACUCAAUCUUGUGGCAGUGGUAAUUGCUUGUCUCUUAAGUGGUAAAGGAAAAAUGAAAGGAGAAUUUGUCGAUAACUUUAUCAGAGAUGAAGAUGCAACACCCGAUGACCUGAGUAUUAUUGAACCUUAACUCUUCAAAUUUCAUUUACAGUACCAAUGCUUUUAUUUAUUGAAAAAUCUAGAUUCUUGAUCUCCCCCACUAAGUGUUUCAGGCAUUUAACUUCUACAAUGAGUCUAAUCAACUACGAGAUGGUUGCAAUGUUGGGGGCACAGAAUUCGUGAAGAAAUAAAUGAUCAACACAUUCUAUCAGCUCUAAUAUUAUGUUAGUAUGUUCCGUUUAUCGGAGCUUAACUUAUAACAAUGCUUCUUUAAUUAAAGUUUCUUUUUUUCCGAGCGUGCCCUAGCCAUUGCCGCGAUGUUCCUAUCUUCUUUUAGAUACUUUUGGGUGCAAGGUCAUGGUGUCUCUUCUUCGAGUUGUGGUCUUUUGGUUGUUGAGUUGAUUCCUUUUAGUAAUAAAGCAUGAAGCAUCCAUAUCAUGUUCUUGCAUAUUACUCUCUUGAAGGACAAAGAGAUGAUUUUUCGGAUACCAUUGUUAGUGUUCCUUUGGAAUUCACCAUAUGUCCAUAAACCUUUUUUUUUU